Molecule: messenger RNA, 4061 nt
Organism: Eriocheir sinensis (Chinese mitten crab)
Lineage: Eukaryota; Metazoa; Arthropoda; Malacostraca; Decapoda; Varunidae
Product: zwei Ig domain protein zig-8-like
Exons: 7
Coding region: 678-1733 (351 amino acids)
Biological process (GO): synapse organization
Cellular component (GO): neuron projection membrane
Source: RefSeq, a predicted model, not a curated record
AAUACUAAAAACUCCAAUUAUUAGCGACAUUUGAACUUUCCAUCGUGCCGGCCAAGGUUUACGAGGCCAUUCACUCCUUGAGGGAAUAAGGUGGACUUGAGGCGAACAAUUUCCAGGACGGGACGCGAUCACGGUGGAGGAGGAAGAGGAGGAGAGGGAGGGAGAGCUGGGGAAGGUGGGGGGGGGGAGGAGGAGGCACUGAGGGAGAGGUAGGGGCCGGUCAGCCAGGCUCUCCCUCGUCAGUUGCUCUCCAGUCAUCGUCGUGUGAGGUGUCGCGUCGCCCUCUCGUCUCCCGCCGCAACUCUGCCUAACUUUUGAUCUCGCGUGAAGGACACCGCCGAAGUCACGCGCCGCACCAGGAACAGAGAACUUUUGACUCCCGCGACUGUGUGCACUAACUAGCGGCCAAUGAACUGAAAGAUUAGCGAAAGACACGACCAGAAGAAGCGAACUUACUCCUGAACCAGAAAAAAAAUAUAAUAUAAGAAGAAACUGAAUGUAUGAAGGCCGAGAAAAGCUUUAUGAGGCUUAAUGAUGAUCCUGAGUACCCGAUGAGGAAGGGUCGGGGCGCGAGGGGACUUUGAGAGCGACGAAAAAAAGGGAGAAAAGGAAAGGAAGGCAAGGGGAAGGACGCGACGGCCAGUCCAGGAAGUUUCCGAGACGUUGAAGACCCUUUGAUGGCGAUGGUGGGCGUGUGGGCGAGGGUGGCGUGGUGCGGCGCCCUCGCCCUCGCCCUCGCCUCCCCGGGAGAGAGCAGCGAGAGUGGGUCAUCCGAAGGCCCGACACCCUACACGAGGCUCCUGCAGCGAAGCCUUCUGCUGGGAGACUUAGCGAGGCGGAAGCCGAGGGGGAGCGGCACAGGCUUAGGGACAGGGAUCACAAUUACCAGCGGGAGCAGCAGCAGCCCCGUGGAGCCUAUCAGACCCUUGUUAGACCUGUCCUCACAUACUACGGGCGAGCCGCAGGUCAGCCCGCCUGUGCCCAUCUUCGACGACGCUGCCCCGCGGAACGUGUCGGAGCUCACGGGGAACGCUGCCUACCUACACUGCCUCGUGCACAACCUGGGGAACAGAAGCGUGUCGUGGAUGCGUCAGCGGGACCUGCGGAUCAUGACGGUGGGCCGCUACACCUACACGACUGACCAGCGCUUUGAGGUAAUCCACUCCCCGGGCUCCAAGGACUGGAUACUCAAGAUCAAGUACGCCCAAGUCAGGGAUUCCGGGAACUACGAGUGCCAGGUGUCCACGAAGCCCGUCAUGUCCUACGUGGUGCGUCUCAGCGUCUUUGCUGCACCCCAGGCGGACAUCAUCGGCUCCCCGGACAUGCACGUGGACAUGGGCUCGACGAUCAACCUCACCUGCGUUAUCAGUCACACACCUGAGCCGCCAGACUACAUCAAGUGGACCCACAACGGCCAGCCUCUCCAGUACGACUCUCCACGCGGCGGGAUCACGGUCGUGACGGAGCGGGGCAACACGACGAGCGGUUACCUGCUGAUCCAGGAUGCCCGCGCCUCGGACACCGGGAACUACACGUGUGCCCCCUCCAACACCGCCGCCUCCACGCUCAGAGUACACGUCCUUCAUGGGGAGACGCCGGCGGCGAUGCAACACAACGGGUCGCCGUCUCCAGCCGGGCGCCUCCACGCCCUGCUGCCGCUGCUGCUGCUGCUGCUGCCGCUGCUGACGCGGGACAGCCUGGCCCGCGGGACGCUGAGGGGCGGGGACACCUGAGCUUCGCGGACGUGCUGGCGGACUGCUGGAGUCCUCCUGUCAAGUGCCUUGUGCGUGUGUCUGUCCAUGUGUCGCCCCGCCCCGCCCCGCCCCGCGCCGCCCCAACGAGGUCAACAACCGUCGCCGCAGACACCAUCCCCCCUGCCUCCCCACCAGCCAGGGAAAAGCCGAAGGAAAUAUUUUUUAGGCAACCUUUUAUUCAACAAAGAGUUAAAUGAAAAAGUUAGAUACAGUAAAAUUUUAAAAGGAAAAAAUACAAUAUAAUUACAUUAAUAGAGGCAGGUGCCGCUCCAAAGGCUGAAGUUCGCUCGAACAACAACACUCAACCCAGGCCGCGUGUGUUGCCUCUCUGGCCGCGCGGCCUUCACAACGCCCUGGGUACGAGACUCUGACGAACCUUCCGUCUCUCAACGAUGCCACUAAGGGCCAACGCAGGUCUUACAUCCAAAGGGCUACUGGGGGAGUUGAGACGGCUAGUGUGAUUUCUAGUCGCGAUUACACUCCCUUACAGGCGUUCAAGUACCAAUGAGAGGAGUUUAAUUGAGUAUCUUGCUCAGGGUCGCUUCGAGAGUGCGCAAUACUAAGCCGAUUGAAGGGCUACUUAAUCCUUCAAGGUAAAGCGGCAAAUAAAUUGCCCGCUAAACCACUUAACGCUCCUUGUGGCCCGCGACAGGACGGUACUUGGCGGCGGCGGCGGCAAGCUGAGUGUUUCUGGCCCGCGUCUGAAGAAAGAGCGGCCACCAUCUCUUUUCUAUCUCAUAAGGUGCUCGAGUGAAUACCAGAGGAAGUGUGUGACGCCGGUGUGUCCCUGGGAGAGUGAUGAACAGACUCUCACUUCCACACCUCCACUAAUCACCAGGGCAAGCCCAUCCUCUACCUCCUCCUCCUCCAUCCCCUCCCACUACCUUUCCGAUCGUCCUCAUCCUCCUCUUCUCUAAGCCAUACGGGAGUACAUAAUCCCUGGUCCCUCACGACCACUGCCUCCUCUUCUCCCUCCAUCCUUUACUCCUCUCACUCCUCCCACACACACGCUCCAUUUCCGCGGGUAACUCACGUGUAACCUUCCCCUUAAGGCGCUUGUUAUUCAUUCCCGGUGCUGGCUGGGUCCUCCCCUUCACCCGCCAAACAAUGGUCGUCUGAUGUGACUUUAAACGAUGUCAUUCUCCCUUACCUGGAAAAACGACGAUUACGACCCCCACCGCCCUAAUGACGCACUCACUACGGCGGGACACUGACCGACCUGCUCCACCUUCACCCAACCUCCUCCUGCCCCCGCCUCGACAAGGGUCACUGAGGAAGCUCUUCAAGGGGCCAUUACACUAUUACCGCCCUUGCUGCUCCUUCCCUCACCUCCUACCCUCCCUCCCACUCUACCCUUCCUUCCUUCCUUCCUUCCUUCUUUCUUUCCUUCCCUCUUGUUCCCCCUUCCUCUCCUCUAUCCUACUUGUACAAAAAUGUAUAUAUUUGAAUUCAUGGACGAAAAUAUGAAUUCGAAAAACAAUUGAAUACCAAGAAAAAUCGGAGAAACAACCGUAGAAGUGAUGAGAGCUGUGUUGCGUGGUGUUGUGUGACCCGGGUCCCUGGAAAGUGAUUCAAGGAGAAGAAAGGUGUUGCGAGUGAGGGGAGAGUAUGGGAAGCCCUGCGGGAGGUGUGAUGAGGGUGUAAGGGUAUGAAUUAGUGAGGUGAGUCUUCUCGGGCAGUUCGUGUCCCAAUCGGGCUCAAACCAAGACCGCCAUGUCCACGAGAACCCUUUCAGUACAUCGGUGAAUCCAAAAAGAGAUGAAUCAGACAAAGAAAAAUCAAAGAGUCGUGGAAGAAGUGUAUCAAAAUUAUAAAAAAACAUCCAAGACUGCAUGAAAAAACAAAUUAUUAUAGAAAAUAAAUCCAGCACCAAAUUUGAUAAUAAAAGAACAAUCUCUUGCCAAUGAAUCCAGUUAAAAGUGUUUAUUAGAUUGCGAGAAAAAUCAAAGCGUCGUAGAAAAAGCAAAUCAAAAUUACUGAAAAAAAAAUUAAACAACCUUGACAAAGCGAGUGUGAAAGAAAACAAAACAAAGAAAAAAAAGCCCCGGACUCAAUCUAAUAAUGAAGGGGAGGAUAAUCAACUUCGAACAAUACGGGAAAGUUUUGAGAUGCAAUUAACGACGAUUGGGAAGACAGGAGAGGCAGAGAGAGCCGCUCCUCACACCCCCCGGCGCCCACGUCACGACUUCCUCCCACAUGAGAAUUAUUAACGACAUUGUUCUCUAUAAAUAUCUUAGAAUUUAAUAUCAUACUGCCCAUCCCCCCCUACCCUCUCUCUCUCUCUCUCUCUCUCUCUCUCUCUCUCUC